AUGCUUAUUCACAUCUUUGGAGUUGAUUCGGCUGAAUCAAUACUUUCUAUAGAAAGUGUCGAGCAGUGGAGGUUUUUUUUGAAAACGAGUAACCUUUUGUUGUUCUUGAAGGAAAUCAAUAUAAAUCUACACGACAAACCCUUUAUUAUCUUCAUCGAUGAAUUCGAUAUAUUGCUUUCCUCCCAAUACGAGGCUGUCUGCAGUUCUCUCUUAAUGAAACUUCGAGGCAUUAAAUCCACCACUGAUAUAAAGCUAGCUAAAUUCUUGGUGAGUGAAGGCGUCCUUGAAAAUGCAGAUGAACCACAUACGUUCAAAAUGACUUCCACUUUCAUGGAUUUGCUGGUUCGGAAAUUCGUUAUUCCUAUUAUAUGUGUCCUUAAAAGGGCAUCCGAUUUAUCAUACAAAACAGCUCAUAUGAGUAUAUAUUAUGUAAACGUUCCUCGCGAAAGCGUUCACGAUACCGAAUUAAAUAGAAUCCUGGUGAAUUGGUUAAGAUAUGGACAUAAUUACUGCGACAUAGUAAUCUUGCCACCUAUCACAUGCCAGACUUCUCAUAACCAGCCAACUAUUAUUCUCGAACUGUUAUCAACAACGAAUAAAGAGUUAAGAGAACACUUUGAUCGAGUGCAAAUCAACUUUCGCAGGCGAGAAUCUGGCACGAUUUGGGCUUUACGACAGUUCGUACGGUUGCGUGCCGGUGGGCUGAGGAUUAUAAAAAGAUACAUGUCACUCGUACUAGGAGUUUAA
Messenger RNA from Funneliformis mosseae, 747 nucleotides. Lineage: Eukaryota; Fungi; Glomeromycota; Glomeromycetes; Glomerales; Glomeraceae. The record is from the annotation of a GenBank genome assembly.